AAAUUUUCUUUUGUCUUUCUGCAUUUAUUCGAUAAGCUUCCAUUAAUCUUAAUGUUAUUUAUAUUAUCGUGCAUGGUUGUAUCAGUAUAGUGUAUCUAUAUGAGUAUAGUUUUUUGUUAUCUAUGUUAUUGACCUUAUGUUAUUAAUUGGGUCCAGCCGUCAGGCGUUAUUACAUUUUUCUAUGGGAGAAACGGUGUGGCAGUUGACUCCACUCCCACAUCAUCUCUUGAAGAGGAUACGGCAUCUGAUUCAUCGUAGCCUUGGAGAUGAUGUAAUUUAGCUUAGACUUGAGCAUAAUUGAAAACGAAGUUCAACGCAUCAAUCGCAAGGAUUUGAAGUUUGGUGACCUAUUUUAUGAUUUGUUUAGUGGUUAAUCAUUAGUUUAUACUAUUUUGUUUUUAAAUUGUGAACGAAAAUAUGCCUAUAGUUUUCUAACUGCAACUAAAUAAGUCGGCUAUUUAGUGCUACUAUGUUUCCUAGCGCAACUAUGUACAACCUAGCGAAAAAUACGCCAAGUUGUAGUGUUGAAGCUUGCGGACAGCUUUCUUUGCAUGGUGGUGGCUUCAGUGCUGGUAUAGAAACUGCUAAGGUUAGCAAACACAUGCCCUGAAGCAGAAAACUUGUUAGUAUCGAGCGUUUAACGUAGAAACUUUAUAAGUACUCUUGAGUCAACUUUGGAGGACAAAAUAUACUUGAGAAUUUUAUCAGAUUGACGUAGAAAGUUUAUAAGAAUGAGAAAAAUCGUGAUUUAUAUAGUUAAAUUUUGAAGGUAUAAUUAAUUAAAUGUUGAAGGCAGUUACAAAUACUAUUGAUUAUGUUUAAUUUUGACUCUUGGAUUGGUAUCUAAGGUAUACACAAUUUCACUUUGGUUCUUAAGAGAUAUGUGACUCAAAAGUACGUGCUAAGAGUAAAUCAAAUUCUAAGCAUCUUAAAACCAGAACUUACACCAUUCAAUAGACAAUGCUAAAGUAGCUUGAUGUAAUGUGGAAGUCUCGGACAGACACAGAUUUUUGGCCAGGCAAAACUAGAUGUUUGGGUUUCGAAUCUCUUGAGUUGGCAAAGUUACUAUGGUCAAAGAAACUGAGAAAAUACUUUCGGAAAAUAUUAAUCUUGCAUUGUACUUUAGUCAUACUAGAGAUUUACUUAAUAGAGUUGUGAUAUUUUAGUUCUACAUACCUAAAGCUACUUCCUAAUCUCCUUACUGUUUUCAAGAAAUGGAAGUAUUAUACUGGUAUUCAUAAUCUUGACUUCCCUAUUUCUGCAUAGUGAGUAUUAAAUCUGGUGACCUCUGUCAUAGUCAUAUGCUUAGUUCCUGGUGCAUUCUUACGAUGAAUUGCAUGUAUGUGACACAGGUAUAAAGAGAAUAUGGAGUCACAAAGUCUAGCUUUGCAAAAGCAGCUUAGUCAAUAUGCUCCCCUCAAAUUGGAUCCGGAGUUAACUGGUCUUUCAGAAGCAGACAAGGAAGCCUUGCUCUACAUACUUAAGGCAUCAACGGUUAUUGAUGACAUUUUUUAUGAGCAGGUUUGGUAUGGCAAUAGUGCGUUGAGAGAUUGGCUUCAGGAGCACUCCAAUUCUUCUUAUCUAGAUCAAGUGAAAUGGAUGUAUUUUUCUAUCAAUAAGGGUCCAUGGUCAUGCCUUGAUGAAAACAAGGCAUUUUUGACAACAGCAGAUUCUGCUGUGAAGUUGCUCAGAGAUUCCACCAAGCCUGUUUCUGGUUGGAAGGGAAUUGAAUAUAGAGUGGCCUUUCCUGUGGUGAAGCCUCCCGGUGCAAGUUUCUACCCUCCUGAUAUGGACAAAAUGGCAACAUCUGAAUCAUUUGUUGGAAUACGAGAUGACAUAGCAACUUUUCAAGUUAAACUCUUUGGGGACCACCUACAGGACUUGGAGCGGAAUCUUCCAUUAGAUGAUAUGUACAAAUCAGAAAGUGUAGUUGCUGCUCCUAUCCGUGUGAUUCAGCUUCUUUACAAUGCAGGGAACAGCUGGAGCUGCGGAAAUUGAAGUGGGAAGCAAGAAUUUCAAACAUGCGGUGUUUGUUAUUUUUUUGCUACAUUUUGAACAAGUAUUUUUUGUUAGAACUUAUGUUUGAAAUUUAAUUUGAAUUCUGAAAUUGUAAUUUGAGAGUU
Molecule: messenger RNA, 2123 nt
Organism: Ananas comosus (pineapple)
Lineage: Eukaryota; Viridiplantae; Streptophyta; Magnoliopsida; Poales; Bromeliaceae
Product: nudix hydrolase 3-like
Exons: 7
Coding region: 1366-1998 (210 amino acids)
Cellular component (GO): cytoplasm
Molecular function (GO): dipeptidyl-peptidase activity
Source: RefSeq, a predicted model, not a curated record